AAAUCACAACUGCAACAACAACAACAAAAAUGGCUUUAGAAUUUUUUAUUCGAAAAUAUUUCAAUCAUCAAUUUGCUAUCGUACAUUAUUAUCGUUCAUUAUGGAUAAUGUUAAUCUGUUAUAUUCUAUUAUUAUUAUCAACAACAAUGUUUAUCGAAAAGGCUGAUGCAUUUAUAUUUUGGAAAGCUAAAACAACUGCAUGCGAUAUAUGCGAUGGUAUCGAUACCUAUUCCGGUCGUAAUGUUAUGUGCUGUUUUUUAUCAUCAAAAUGUUGUGGUUAUAAUAAUAUUGAUGAUCUUGAAACUGCUCGUAUGAACGUAACAUCAACAGGAUCGACGUAAACGAAUGAAAACAUUUGAAUGGAGCAAAAAAAUAGAAUUAAAGUUUCAAAACAAAUGAAAAUUGUUUAAUUUAUUUCGAAUUUAGAGUAUUUUUUCCCC
This is a messenger RNA of Dermatophagoides pteronyssinus (European house dust mite), 440 nucleotides long. RefSeq lists its product as uncharacterized. The record is from RefSeq and is a predicted model, not a curated record. NCBI's taxonomy places the organism in Eukaryota, Metazoa, Arthropoda, Arachnida, Sarcoptiformes, Pyroglyphidae.